GUAUGAGCGGCUCAGGUUUCCCGGGACAUGUCACGGAGGGCGAUGACGAGGACAGUCUGUCUCCUGAGUCGUGCUACGAGUGUAAGAUCAACGGAGCAGGAGCAGGAGCCAAGAACGGACGCCACAGACGCCACACUGACGGAAACGAACUCAACGAGGAGCCAGAAGUGAGCAUGGCCAGCAUCGACACGCAGGGCCUGAUCCCCAUGAACCUCACUCUGUCCUCGCUGCUCAACAAAGAGCCUCUGCUGGAGCUCCUGCCGGCCCUGGAGCCUCUGGAGCACCACGUCCGCUACGUCAUCACUCACGGGAACGCCAACGAACACUUCCGCCUGCUGGAGCGACGCGACGGCAAGAGCGUGCUCCGGCUCGCCAAGAGGGCGCCCCCCGCGGGAUCCUACCGGCUGGAGAUCGCCAGCCUGAGGCUCUUCGGGCCCCGCAGACUCCACCAGCUGGAGGAGCAGCACGACACUGACUACCUACGAGGGGAGAUAGGAGACGCCCUGCGCAUCAAGCUCCUCAUCCACCUGCACUGAGCCCAGAGUGCGCUCACCAUCCUGUCCUGGACUGAUUCCUAAAAGCCUCUAACCUUCCCUUCCAACCCUUUUUCUCCGAUAACUCCUCCCCCCUGCAGGAGCACCCCCACCUGCAUCAAGGGCUACGAAAGACUGAGUCAAUCAGCCCAACUCUACCACCACUUUGUUACUGUUGUUGUUAUUAUAUGUUCAUGUUUUAUGACUACACUUCCUCAUGCGCCCCUCCACUUGUAGUUGACCCAGCACUCCACUGAGAACCGGUGGAGGAGAAAGCAGAGAGGUGAUCAGUGUUUGGACCGUAGCACCCUGAUAAAGACAAAAAUAAUGGUUAAAAAGUCCAUGAAGCACUUUUGUACACAAGCAGUACAAGAAAAUAAGUGCAGAGAGCAGCCAGAAACGGUCUAAAUGCCAACAUUAUAAGUAUAAGGGGUCGGGUGGUCCAAGGACUUUCUCACCUCUCUGUGAUCUUGGUAAAAAUAAUUCACAACACUGGGGAACAAUGUUCGUCACGUCCGCCCCUUUCAGUAUUGUAGUGUGUCAUUUAAUGUAUUUGUGCUGUUUGAAAAAUGUUAACACGAAGGACUGCAACAUUUACACAGCAUUUCAGGUUCUUCAGUCCAUAGCAGGUCUGUUUUAUAGCCGUAUGAAAACCCACUUUCUGCGAGCUACUCUGACGUAGCCGACUUUUGUCAAGCAGGGAUUAGCGUGUUUGCGUGUGUGUGCGGUCAUGUUUGGUUACCUCAGUGCUUCUCACCGUGCGGCGAUGCAGAAUUUGAAACAAAAGAGGGUGCUAGUGUCGCUCAGGAUCCAUCGUGAGCAGGGAAUAAACACCAGUUAUUAGCUCAUAUACCUCAGUCACACCAACGCAACUCCGGUUCAAGCUCCGUGCCAGAGCUUUUCAGGUUCAGAACCGGUUCUUCGGUUUA
Messenger RNA from Notothenia coriiceps (black rockcod), 1462 nucleotides. RefSeq names its product fibrillin-1-like. The record is from RefSeq and is a predicted model, not a curated record. The transcript has 2 exons. NCBI's taxonomy places the organism in Eukaryota, Metazoa, Chordata, Actinopteri, Perciformes, Nototheniidae. The coding region runs from base 3 to 536 and encodes 177 amino acids.